Molecule: messenger RNA, 1040 nt
Organism: Calidris pugnax (ruff)
Lineage: Eukaryota; Metazoa; Chordata; Aves; Charadriiformes; Scolopacidae
Product: serine/threonine-protein kinase Sgk3-like
Exons: 8
Biological process (GO): protein phosphorylation
Molecular function (GO): ATP binding; protein kinase activity
Source: RefSeq, a predicted model, not a curated record
UUAAACUCUACCUCACAGAAUAUCAACUUGGGACCAUCUGGAAAUCCUCAUGCGAAACCAACCGACUUUGAUUUCCUGAAAGUUAUUGGGAAAGGCAGCUUUGGCAAGGUUCUUCUUGCAAAACGAAAACUGGACGGGAAAUACUAUGCUGUCAAAGUGCUGCAGAAAAAAAUCGUCCUUAAUAGGAAAGAGCAAAAACAUAUUAUGGCUGAACGUAACGUGCUUUUGAAAAAUGUGAAACAUCCAUUUUUGGUUGGAUUACAUUACUCAUUCCAAACAACAGAAAAGCUUUACUUUGUCCUGGAUUUUGUUAAUGGAGGAGAGCUGUUCUUUCACUUACAAAGAGAACGUUCCUUUCCUGAGCACAGAGCCAGAUUUUAUGCUGCUGAAAUAGCCAGUGCACUGGGCUACUUACACUCCAUAAAUAUAGUGUACAGGGAUUUAAAACCAGAAAACAUUCUCCUCGAUUCACUAGGUCACGUUGUGUUGACAGACUUUGGACUCUGUAAAGAAGGGAUUGCAACUUCUGAUACCACUGCAACUUUUUGUGGGACACCGGAAUAUCUUGCACCAGAAGUCAUCAAGAAGCAGCCCUAUGACAACACAGUAGACUGGUGGUGCCUUGGUGCGGUUCUUUAUGAAAUGCUUUAUGGGCUGGUAUGUAUUUAAUAAUGUGGGGGGCAGGGGCUGCUUCCCUCCCCUUUCCCCCCUCUUAUGUUGAAGUAACCCUGUAGUGCUGUUAAAGAUGCAAACUUCUGCAAAAUACCGAAAUACUCCAUUUAAAUGGAUGAACAGUUUGUCUCCUACUUAACAUAGUACCUGUUUUGGAUUUUGCAUUGCCUCUUGGUGGCUAAAACUUUGGUUUACAGUGAACUGCUGGACAUCAGUCAUGCUUUGAGGGAAUGUGAGAGUGAACUGGAUCAACAGUGAUAAUACCCAAUAAAAAACUCAACUUCUGAGUAAAAUUAUGCCAAAUACUGCAAGAAAUAAAAUUAAGAUACUUUUUUUACUUAGUCUCCCAGGUUUUCUCCUAGCUUUUC